AUGCCCUCGAGCUACUCGACCACCCACGCCCUCGCCCAGCAGCGUCACCACUACCAGCAGCAGCCCCAGCUCUACUCGCAGCCGCCUCAGCUCCAGCACGCGCCCCAGCAGCAGCAGCAGCAAGACUCGCGCACACAGCUCUUCGUCAGCAACCUGCCGUUCCGCGCCCGUUGGCAAGACCUCAAGGACCUCAUGCGCAAGUGCGGCACCGUCCUGCGCGCCGACGUCGCCCUCAACCCGACCGACGGCCGCAGCCGUGGCUUUGGCGUCGUCCUCUUCGCAAAGGCCGACGACGCCCACAAGGCCAUCGCGACCUACCACGGCUACACGUGGCAGACGCGCGUCCUCGACGUGCGCAUCGACGCCCAGGACCCGACCGGCGCCCUCGCCCUCGCCGAGGCCAACCGCCAGCAGGCCAUCCAGAACCAGCACAAGCUCCUCGAGCAGCGCGCGCGCAACUCGCCCGUACCGCCGCCGCCGCCGCCUCCUGGCGGCGGCCUCCCGUUCGGCACCAUGCUCGUUCCCGUCCCGGGCGUCGCCGGCCAGGCCUACCUCGCCGCCGCUCCUCGUCCACCACCCUCGGCCCCCGGCUCCGAGUCGACGCCGUCGCCCUACCUGUCGCCCGCCGUCGUGCGCACGUCGUCGCAGGACAACUCGUCGCGCCGCUCGCCGUCGCCCGCACGGUCCCCCUCGGGCCCGCCCUCGUCGGCCUCGCCCGCCUCGACCCUCGCGACCCCAACCGACCUGUCGCCCGGCGCCGCCGUCACGGCCGACCCGCGCCUCGCCCUCGGCAAGCGCGUCACGCCGCCGCUCGCCGCGCCGCGGUCGCCCACCCUCAACCCGCCGCCGCCGCCGCCGACUCGGCACCACGAGUACCCGCAGCCGCAGCAGCAGCAGCAGCAGCAGCAGCAGGGCCACGGUCGAGGUCAGGACAUCCCGCCGCAGCUGCAGCACGCGCUCGCGCUCGUCCCGCCGCCGCCGCCGCCGCCGCCGAUGCCGAUGCAGGUCCAGGUCCAGCUCGGCCACCACCACCAGGCCAUGCUCGUGCCCAUGGUGAGCAUGCAUCCGAUGGGCUACGCCGUGCCCGGCGGCCUCGUCGGCUACUACGCCGCCGCUGCGCCGCCGCCGCCGCCGGGGCAGCACCAGGGCCCGGCGCGCCCGGGCUCGGCGCCGCCGCACCUCAUGCACCCGCACGGUCCCGGGCCGGGCGCAGGUCCGGGCGGUCCGGGCUACCAGAACCGGCACCUGUUUGUCGGCAACCUGCCGUUCAACUGCCAGUGGCAGGAGCUCAAGGACUUGAUGCGCGGCGCCGGCUCGGUCCUGCGGGCCGACAUUGCCCAGGGCCCGGACGGCAGGAGUCGAGGGUUCGGCAGCGUCCUGUUCGGCACGAGCCAGGACGCAGAGCGCGCUGUCGGCAUGUUCAACGGGUUCGAGUUCAACGGGAGGACGCUCAAGGUCCACUUCGACAAGUUCUCGGGCGCGGCCGUCAACAACCCUCAGCACCCGCACCCUCCUCCUCCUCAGCACCAGCACCAGCCUCACUACGGCGGCCACCACGGCGGCCCUCCUCCUCCGCCGCCUCCUCCGCACUACAACCGCCAGCAGCACCAGUCGUUCGCGCCGCCGGGCCCGAUCCCGUACCGCCCGCACACGCUCGAGCACCUCGUCUCGCAGCACCAGCAGGCGCCGAACGGGCCGAGCCCGCUCUCGGGCCUCGCGCACUCGGUCAACGGCGAGCAGGACUACCCGUCUCGACCGGGCACGGCGACGACGCGCCCCGGCUCGUCGGGCGACCGCAGCGCGCGCUCGCCGCCGGCGCCGUCGUCGUCGUCGCAGCAGGCGCCCGCCUCUCCCGUCCUCGCGUCCCUGCCCGACGCGUCGCAGGGCGUCACGGCCCCUCUUCCUUCGACCACGUCGCCUCCAGUGCCCUCGUUCGUGCGCGGGCACUCGAACCCGGCCGCGCCGUCGCGCAUCGCCAUGCCGCCGCCGCUCCCCUUCUCGCUCGCGAGCCUCGGCCACCCGUCGUCGGCCGCCAACGGCGCGCCGCACAGCGCCGGGAGCCCCUUCUCGCCGAUGCGCACGGCCGGCCUGCCCCCGAUGACGCCGAGCAUGCCCGCGUUCACGUUUGGCGGCGCGGGCCCGUUCGCGGCCCAGAUGACGCCGCCGCUCCUCCCGCACGGCAUGUUCUCGCCGGGCGUCGGGCCCUUCUCGCCGGCACGCCGGGCGAGCAGGAGAAGGAGGAGAGGAGAGGAGGGCGGCGUGUCGGAUGAAGCCC
Rhodotorula graminis WP1 is the source of this 2275-nucleotide messenger RNA. RefSeq lists its product as uncharacterized. Gene Ontology annotation, molecular function: mRNA binding. Gene Ontology annotation, cellular component: post-mRNA release spliceosomal complex; nucleus; cytoplasm. The transcript is spliced from 3 exons. Lineage: Eukaryota; Fungi; Basidiomycota; Microbotryomycetes; Sporidiobolales; Sporidiobolaceae. The record is from RefSeq and is a predicted model, not a curated record. Gene Ontology annotation, biological process: regulation of mRNA stability involved in response to oxidative stress. The annotation marks the transcript as partial.